AUGGCAAAGAAGAGAAAGGCCUCGCGCACCUCAGGGCCAUCUGGCCCCAAAGAUGUCGACCCCGCCGAGGCUCGACUUGCCAUCCGGACCUAUGAAGACAUCGCCGAUGAUCAAGAGCAGUACUUCCUAGACAAAGAUAAGAUCAUGCUCGAAGAUGAGCCACAAUCCAAACGCUUAAGGACAAGCGAUCGGUUAGACGACUUCCUUGAGGCAUCCGACGAGGAGGUCCUUGGCGACGGAGAUGGCGACUCAGAGUCGGACCCGGAGGCCGACUACAGAGAACUGCAAAAGGCCGUCGAGAAGCAGAAGAAGAAGAACAAGAAGAAGGGAAAAGAUGAGGACGAGCAGCCUGGCGACGAGGAAGGUGACGAUGGCUAUUGGGGCGAUUCCAGGAAGGAAUACUACGACGCCGAUGCUAUCGAGACCGAGGCCGACGCUCUUGCGGAGGAGCAAGAAGCGAAGCGACUGCAGAAGAAGAAACUGGCCGAAAUGGACGAGGCUGACUUUAUAUUCGACGAAGAUGAGUGGGCUGCGGCAGCAGAUGACAAAGAAGAGGGGGCAGACGUGGUCACAGAGGAGCUGAAGGACAUUGAGGUCACGGAUGACAUGGACGCGAACGAGAGGUACCGGAUACUUCAAGCCAGGUAUCCGGAAUUUGUGCCACUUGUAGAAGAGUUCGAGAGACUGCAACCGCAGCUCGCCCAAUUACACAAGGAGGCUGAGGGAAAGCCUGCAAAGUCACUGGAGGUGGUCAAGCAUUGGAUACUGGGCUGCUAUGUUGCCUCUCUCGCCAGUUACUUCGCUAUUCUUACAUCACCAGCACGAGAUGCAGGCGCGCCAACUGUCUCGCUCAGUCCAGCAGAGCUCAGGGAUCACGAGGUCAUGGAAACACUGGUGAGCUGCCGUGAGGCAUGGCAGAAGGUCCGAGACCUGAAGGCCACCAAGACCGCCAGUGAAGAGCCAGAGCUAGACACCGAGGAGGAUAUUUCAAUGGCCGAGGAAGACAUCAAACCUGUCAAGAAAUCCAAGCUGCUACUGAAGGCCGAUGCCGACCGCAAGAAGAAAAAGAAGAAGGCAGAAAAGGAGAGGCUUGCCAAGGCCAAAGCAGUCGAGGAGUCGCUUGCUGAUCUUUCCACGCUGCUCACCGAACCCAAGAAGGCUAAGAUGGUCAAGACUGUCGCAACAACACAAGAGGAUGACCACUCCGACUUUGGUGAAGAGGAAGCCCUCGACGCAAGAACGGCUGCCGACAAGGCUGCUAAGAAGAAGAGUCUGCGCUUCUACACCUCGCAGAUCGUGCAAAAGGCCAGCCGCCGUGCUGAUGCUGGUCGCGAUGCGGGUGGUGACGCAGAUAUUCCUUACCGCGAGCGCCUCAGGGACCGUGCAUUACGACUCAAUGCGGAAGCCGAGAAGAGAGGCAACAAGGACUCCAAGCACGGCACAGCGCUGGGCGAUGACGACAGUAGCGGGGACGAGGCCGUGGCCAAGCAGGUACGAGGCGAAGAGGACGAGUAUUACGACAUGAUAGCACACCGGUCGAAGGCCAAGAAGGACGACAAGACUGCACGGAAGGAGGCACUUGCGGCGGCCAGCGUGAGGGAUCGCGUGGUGGAAGUGGAGACGGUUGGGGCGGAUGGGAAGAGAAAGAUCAACUACCAGAUAGAGAAGAACAAGGGCUUGGCACCGAAGAGGAAGAAGGAGGUGCGAAACUCGAGGGUCAAGAAGAGGAAGAAGUACGAGGACAGGCAGAAGAAGCUGAAGAGCAUGAAGGCAACGUACCAGGGAGGAGAGGGCAAGGGCGGAUACCAGGGAGAGACGACUGGUAUCAAGACGGGCCUGAUCAAGAGUGUCAAGCUGUAG
Molecule: messenger RNA, 1860 nt
Organism: Diaporthe amygdali
Lineage: Eukaryota; Fungi; Ascomycota; Sordariomycetes; Diaporthales; Diaporthaceae
Exons: 1
Coding region: 1-1860 (619 amino acids)
Biological process (GO): maturation of SSU-rRNA from tricistronic rRNA transcript (SSU-rRNA, 5.8S rRNA, LSU-rRNA)
Cellular component (GO): small-subunit processome; nucleolus
Source: RefSeq, a predicted model, not a curated record